Molecule: messenger RNA, 3857 nt
Organism: Chelmon rostratus (copperband butterflyfish)
Lineage: Eukaryota; Metazoa; Chordata; Actinopteri; Chaetodontiformes; Chaetodontidae
Gene: rcc2
Product: regulator of chromosome condensation 2
Exons: 13
Coding region: 90-1574 (494 amino acids)
Source: RefSeq, a predicted model, not a curated record
GCAGACUGCAGCUUCUUUUGUUCAAAUCAAUCAAACCGGAGACGGCAACAGAGCUGCUGAAUCAGGAAAUCACCGCCUCUGAUUGAAAAAUGCCACGUAAGAAGGUGACAGAUGUCUCAGGGAAUGGUGGGAUGAAAAAGAAGAGGACCAGCGGCAAAAGGAAAGAGAGGGACUUUAGUAGCGACGAUGAAUUUGAUUACGAGCAGGAGAACAACAAGAAACCUGGCAAGCCUUCUGCCAAGAGUGGUCUCCAGCCUGUUACUGUGGCAGACGACAUCAAAGAGAAAAUAAAACUUGAGUGCCCGAAAGUAAAAGGUCAACUGCUCAUCUUUGGAGCAACCAACUGGGAUUUAAUUGGAAGAAAGGAAGUGCCCAAACAACAAGCUGCUUUCCGCAACCUGGGCCAGAAUCUGUGGGGACCUCACCGCUACGGCUGCCUGAAUGAUGUACAGGUUAGGUGUGUGGUGUCUGGUCCCUGUGCUGCUCACAGUCUCCUCAUGACCACUGAGGGCAACCUGUGGAGCUGGGGUCGUAAUGACAAGGGGCAGCUGGGUCACGGGGACACCAAGCGUCUGGAGGCCCCCAAGCUGAUUGAGGCCCUUGCAGAUCUUGUGAUUGUUGCUGCAGCCUGUGGACGCAAUCACACCCUGGCACUCACAGAGGAUGGCACUGCAUACUCUUUUGGUGAGAACAAGCUGGGCCAGCUCGGGCAAGGCAGCCAGACGGAUGCAGUCCUCAGCCCAGCACCCAUUUCAUACAAUGGCCAGCCCCUGGUGAAGGUGGCUUGUGGUGCUGAAUUCAGCAUGGUGGUGGACUGCAAAGGAAACCUGUACUCCUUUGGCUGCCCGGAGUAUGGACAGCUGGGUCACAACAGUGAUGGGAAGUUCAUCGCACGUGCCCAGCGCAUCGAGUUUGACUGCGAGCUCAUUCCUCGCCGUGUUGCCAUCUUCAUUGAGAAGUCCAAGGAUGGCCAGGUGAUGCCUGUGCCAAACGUGGUGGUCCGAGAUGUGGCCUGUGGGGCUAACCAUACGCUGGUACUGGAUUCUCAAAAGCGAGUGUUCAGCUGGGGUUUUGGUGGUUACGGGCGUCUGGGACACACGGAGCAGAAGGAUGAAAUGGUUCCGCGACUGGUCAAACUGUUUGACUUUCCUGGACGCGGUGCCAGUCAGAUCUGUACAGGCUACCAGUGCUCCUUUGCUGUCAGUGAGAUGGGGGGGCUGUUUUUCUGGGGGGUGACAAACACUUCCAGAGAGUCAACCAUGUACCCCAAAGCUGUGCAGGAUCUGUGUGGCUGGAAGAUCCGCAGUCUGGCCUGUGGGAAAAGCAGCAUUGUUAUUGCUGCAGAUGAGAGUACGAUCAGCUGGGGCCCCUCGCCCACGUUUGGAGAGCUGGGAUAUGGAGACAACAAACCCAAAUCCUCCACCACCGCCCAGGAGGUCAAGACCUUGGAUGGCAUCUAUAUCGAGCAGGUGGUGAUGGGCUACUCUCACUCUCUGGUUAUUGCCAGACAAGACACUGAGCAGGAACAGGAGAAACUCAAAAAGCUGCCUGAAUACAACCCCCGAACAAUCUGAUUGGACCUCCAAUGGCAACACCUCAACCUUUUUCACUUGAGCAGAGACCAGCAAUGCUCAGCAGGAACACCUGCCGGUCUCGGUGGUGUACUAGUGUGAUGGUUGAAUUCAGGGGGGAGGCGCUCACAGGUUCGAAGGAUAUCCAUGCAUCUCAACUACCGGAAAAAUAGCUCCACACAAAUUUGAAAACGGAAAUCAGAGAAAAUGGGACUGGAGGCGGACAGAUCAUCUGGAAGGUCCAGCUCUCAUAAUGAAUGGCCAAAAUAUCUUCACUUCCCACCUCGAGUGAACCUGCAACAGUUUGCUCUGAGCACUUCACACCUAGCAGAGUAGUGCUUCCCAAAAACCCUUUUCUAUUUUGUAAUACAGCCAAACAUUCAUGUCUUCAUGUAUCUUGUUGUUUUCUUUGUUCCAGUAUUUUGAAUGAUAAAGUUAUCACAUUUACGGGUGCUACAUCAGGACCCUCAGUCUUUUCCUACUGAGGGGUUUUCAAAGACCAGUACUCCAUACCUGUGCCUUUUUCUACUUGUUCAGGAUAUGGAAGUCUUGUUUGUGUUCAGAGGAUCAGCUGAUCAUUCUGAUUUAGUUUGUGGCAGUAUGAGCAGGUACAGUUGUGUUCAAAAUAAUAGCAGUGUGUUUAAAAAGGUGGGUAAACGUCAAAUUUCUUCAAAUAAAUUGUAUUUUAAUGAACACAAAUGCAUUGAGGACACUGCACAUUCUAUUUCAAAGCAAGAAAACUGGAAAAAGUAAUUGAAUUUGAUAAUAUUUUACAGAAAGUCAAGAAAUAUAAGCGUUGACGUCUGUCUUUACAAACUCAAAUGUACUUUAUAGACUAAGAAAUGCUUGAAGAUUCAACUUUCCUGAGAAUCAUAAAUGAAUAUUUAGUUGCUUAGCCAUGGUUCCUGAUAACUGCUUCACAUCUGUGGUGCAUGGAGUCGACCAACUUCUGGCACCGGUCAACAGGUAUUGCAGCCCAGGACGAUUGUACUACAUUCCACAAUUCCUCUGUAUUUCUUGGUUUUGCCUCAUGAAGCAUUUUUUGCAAGUUUUCUAUGGGAUUAAGGUCCGAGGAUUGUGCUGGCCAGUCCAUUACCUGAAUGCUGUCUGGAACCAUGAUUUUGCCUGCUUGCUGGUGUGUUUGGGAUCACUGUCUUGGUGAAACACCCAUUUCAAAGGCAUUUCCUCUUCAGCAUACGACAACAUGACUUCUUCCAGUAUUCUGAUGUACUCAAACUGAUCCAUGAUCCCUGGUAUGUGAUAAAUAGGACCAACACCAUAGUAUGAGAAACAUCCCUAUGUCAUGAUGCUUGCACCACCAUGCUUCACUGUCUUCACUGUGUACUGUGGCUUGAAUUCAGUGUUUGCAGGACAUCUGACAAACUGUCUGUGGCCCUUAGACCCAAAAAGAACAAUCUUACUUACGUUUGAUAUCAUUUUAGCUGAACAGCCUAUCAUUUUCUGCACUUCUUUAUAGGUUUUACCCUAUUUUAUGAAUUUCUUGAUCAAAGAACGCUCUUCUUCUGAACAGUGUCUGAACGACCCAUUUCACUCUUUUUCAAGGACAAAUGCACAGCCAGCAUGUGCAGCGUCAGUUGCCUUGAUCCUUAAAUCAGGGCCACCUGUUUAACACCUUUUUUUCACAGAAUCAAUGACCUCAGCACUGCUAUAUUUUUUGAACACGCCCCUUUCAGUUAAUGAUUCAGUUUCACACAAUCAGCAGCAUGCACGUCAUGCCUGUUGGUUUUCUAUACCUUUACUAAACCUUCUAGAAACAUACUUGCAGUGUAGAAUUUGAAAUUCUAACAAAAACACUGAUUUAUCUUGCUAGCAAUGUGGGACUGCUAUUAUUUUGAACACAACUGUAUGUGUGGGUAGCUGCCAAAGACUACAAUCAGCAUUUGGAACAUGACUUUCUGAGUUAGUGCACUCCACUCAAUGUUACAUUCCUUUUGUUGUCGUCUUCAGUGUUUGGAUCAAGGAUGCACACCUCAGUCCUUCCCAGACCACAGUGUCUCGUAGUUUUUGUCUUUGCUACUUUGAGUAAUAACUAUUCCAAUGCUUAGUGGUUUCACAAGCAGGUCAGAACAUUUAGAACCAACAAUGCAAUGUGAGGAAAUGGUCAGUGGAUCAAGGUGUGCUGGAAAAGAAGGCAUGUCCUUUUUUUAAAAAAAAACAAACAAAAAAACAGGUAUUUUCCUCCUACUUGUACUGCAUUCUUUUUUUAUGGUGAAAUUUCUCUGGGUUACAUUUGUUUUCAUUGAAAAAUAAAGAUUGACAUGAAUU